UUCCUUUCACUCCUACCGCACUCACCUGAUUAAAUACCUGUUCCUUUAAAAAUCAAAGGCGUAGGCAGGGGUUGGAGGUGGCAGCUGUUUCUAGGCACGGGCUCUCCUUCUCUAUGUCACUGUAUCAUUAUUAACGUUAAAAGCAACGACGGUAAUUCUGGGCGGUGCCAGGGCUCUGCACGCUGUCUUCUAGCCGAGCUCAGUGGUUGAAUCAGGAAUUGCAGCUGCCGCCCCAGACUCCGCCGAAGCUGAUAGAGGCGACUCCGGCUCCAGCCUUGUCGGGACCAACACUAGGUUCUUCAGGGUUGAAGACGGGCAACAGAUGCCAGAAGCGCCCUUGGACUGUCACCUGAGUCUGGAGAGGGGCUUGCAGCCAGAAGGAGGCACGGUGCAAGUCUGAGAGCAGCAGGAGUCGUGAUGGAUUCCUUCGGAGCCCUGUGUUUGGCCUGGGCUUUGUUAGGUGUGGCCAGAGCCUGUCCUGAGCCUUGCGCCUGUAUAGACAAGUACGCCCACCAGUUUGCAGACUGUGCCUACAAGGAGCUGCGCGAGGUCCCGGAAGGACUUCCAGCCAACGUGACCACGCUUAGUCUGUCCGCCAACAAGAUUACGGUGCUAAGGCGGGGGGCCUUCGUCAACGUCACACAGGUCACUUCGCUGUGGCUGGCUCACAGUGAGGUGCGCACCGUGGAGUCAGGGGCAUUGGCGGUGCUGAGUCAGCUUAAGAACCUCGACCUAAGCCACAACCUCAUAUCCAACUUCCCUUGGAGCGACCUUCGUAACUUGAGCGCGCUGCAGCUGCUGAAAAUGAACCACAACCGCCUGGGAUCGCUGCCCCGGGAUGCACUCGGCUCGCUGCCCGACCUGCGCUCUCUGCGCAUCAACAACAACCGGUUGCGUACCCUGGAGCCUGGCACGUUCGACGCACUGAGCGCGCUGUCUCACCUGCAACUCUAUCACAACCCCUUCCACUGCAGCUGUGGUCUCCUGUGGCUGCAGGCCUGGGCGGCGAGCACCCGGGUCUCCUUACCCGAGCCUGAUUCUAUUGCGUGCGCCUCGCCUCCUGAGCUGCAGGGCGUGCCGGUGCACCGCCUGCCUGCCCUGCCCUGCGCACCUCCCAGCGUGCGUCUGAGCGCGGAGCCGCCGCCUGAGGCGCCUGGAACCCCUCUGCGCGCAGGCUUGGCUUUCAUGUUACACUGCGUCGCGGAAGGCCACCCCACACCCCGGCUGCAAUGGCAACUUCAGAUCCCGGGUGGCACUGUAGUCUUAGAGUCACCGGUUCUCAGCAAGGAAGAAGAUGGAGGAGAUAAGGCAGAGGAUGGGGAGGGUGAUGGAGAUGAGGAUCCGCCUACACAGACUGAGGCACCAACCCCGACUCCUGCACCUGCUUGGCCAGCUCCUCCAGCCACCCCGCGCUUCCUGGCCCUCGCAAACGGCUCUCUGUUGGUGCCCAUCCUGAGUGCCAAGGAGGCAGGCGUCUACACAUGCCGUGCACACAAUGAACUGGGUACCAACUCAACGUCAGUGCGGGUGAGCGUGGCUGCAGCGGGGCCGCCAAAACACGCUCCUGGAACAGGGGGAGAACCUGACGCGCAGGCCCCGACCUCGGAGCGCAAGACCACUAUUAAGGGCCGUAGCAACAGUGUCCUGCCCUACAAGCCUGAGGGCAAAACCAAAGGCCAAGGUCUGGCCCGGGUCAGCGUCCUCGGGGAAAUCGAGGCGGAACUGGAGGAGACAGAUGAAGGAGAGCAGGUGGGAGGUCAGAUCCCUACAGUUCCGGAGGGGGAGAAGCACUGUGGCCAUGGGGACCCUUCUCGGUAUGUGUCUAACCAUGCAUUCAAUCAGAGCUCAGAGCUCAAGUCGCACGUUUUUGAGCUGGGUGUCAUCGCGUUGGAUGUAGCCGAGCGUGAAGCUCGGGUGCAGCUGACGCCUCUUGCUGCGCGCUGGAGCCCUGGGCCAGAUGGUGCUACCGGAGCACGGCGGCCUGGAAGGCGGCCCCUGCGCCUACUCUAUCUGUGCCCUGCGGGUGGUGGCGCAGCGGUCCAGUGGUCACGCGUUGAGGAAGGGGUCAAUGCCUACUGGUUUCGCGGCCUGCGGCCUGGCACCAACUACUCUGUGUGUCUGGCACUGGCGGGCGAGGCGUGCCACGUGCAAGUGGUGUUUUCCACCAAAAAAGAGCUGCCAUCCUUGCUGGUUAUCGUGACAGUGAGCGUGUUUCUCCUGGUGUUGGCCACCGUGCCCCUGCUGGGCGCCGCCUGCUGCCAUCUACUGGCCAAACACCCGGGCAAACCCUAUCGCUUAAUACUGAGACCUCAGGCCCCCGACCCUAUGGAGAAACGCAUCGCCGCCGACUUUGACCCGCGUGCCUCCUACCUUGAGUCUGAGAAAAGCUACCCUGCCCGUGGCGAGGCCGGAGGUGAGGAGCCGGAGGAGGCCCCGGAGGAGGGCCUAGAUGAAGAUGUGGAGCAGGGAGACCCAAGUGAGGACCUGCAGAGAGAAGAAAGCCUGGUGGGUUGCUCGUUGGUGGAGUCUCAGUCCAAGGCCAACCAAGAAGAGUUCGAGGCUGGCUCUGAGUACAGCGACCGGUUGCCCCUGGGAGCAGAGGCCGUCAACAUCGCCCAGGAGAUAAACGGCAACUACAGGCAGACUGCAGGCUGAGUCCCCAGCACGCCUGGCCUGCCCACCUCUACCUUGGGUACCUUGUAGCCUAGAAACGGCAGGACUUUCUCAUCCUCACGGGACCCCACCCCACCCCCAAGCCUCCUCUUUAGCCCUCCCUAGGCGUCACUACUAAGGAUUUCCAGGAGUGGGCCGAAUUCAGUGGUCUCUCGCUAGUCACCGUCGUCCUCUUGGCGGGGUUGAAUCCCCAUCCCUCCCCCAAAGCACAGAGACAGGCGCCUACCUCCUCUCAGACACCACCCACAGACAGCGAAAAACCGUCUAUGCCUUCCAUUCCUCCGCGACGAUGAUGAUCAAGGAAACCCACCUCUCACCCCCCGGGUGGAGGCAAGGGGACCGCGCUAGUCGUUGGCUACAUUUGCUGAUAAUAAUGGGGUUGGUUCUGGGCUUUGCCCGCGAUCCCCAGGAAAGGUUCGCAGCGUGGAGCGCUGUGGCUCUCACCUCGACCCCACUCCGCCUUUUCAAGGUUGCAUGUGCCAGAAGCCGGCUAAUUUUUGGUCUCAAAGUACCU
This is a messenger RNA of Microtus ochrogaster (prairie vole), 3187 nucleotides long. It is a transcript of the gene Islr2, whose product is annotated as immunoglobulin superfamily containing leucine rich repeat 2. Lineage: Eukaryota; Metazoa; Chordata; Mammalia; Rodentia; Cricetidae. The record is from RefSeq and is a predicted model, not a curated record. Gene Ontology annotation, cellular component: cell surface. Gene Ontology annotation, biological process: positive regulation of axon extension. Gene Ontology annotation, molecular function: protein binding.